Molecule: messenger RNA, 1647 nt
Organism: Moesziomyces antarcticus
Lineage: Eukaryota; Fungi; Basidiomycota; Ustilaginomycetes; Ustilaginales; Ustilaginaceae
Product: FAD/NAD(P)-binding domain-containing protein
Exons: 1
Coding region: 1-1647 (548 amino acids)
Molecular function (GO): NADP binding; N,N-dimethylaniline monooxygenase activity; flavin adenine dinucleotide binding
Source: RefSeq, a predicted model, not a curated record
AUGGCUUGCUUUGGCAUGAUGCGACGGGUUGCCAUCAUCGGAGGCGGGCCAGCAGGGCUGUCGAUGGCGGAUCAACUUGCGGCCAUCAACGCACGCACCCGCGCUUUUUCGGUGACAUUGUUCGAGCGCCGCACGGGGUUCGGAGGAGUAUGGACGUACGAUGCGGAUCCGGGCAAUUGCGAUGUGCGAUUUGACCGUCACGGUCGGGCACAUGCUUUGUGGGGUGGACGUAAAGACGGCGAUGAUGCAGGGCGAUUCUGCCCCCCGGGGCCGAUGUACGAUGGUCUGCGCACCAACUUGCCGUGCGACAUUAUGACCUACCGUUCCCACCCCUACCCGCCACAAACACCGCUAUUUCCAUCCCGCCAAAUGGUGGAGAAGUACAUUGUCGAUUUCGCCAACACGCUCGAGCCCAUCGACACUCGGCUCGCUACCGCCGUGCAAUCGGUCCGCCGUGUUUCGCACGAUCCAACUGCAGCAGCCAAAAGCAUCGGUGCAGAGAGCAAGUGGGCGGUUCGAUCCAUCGACACCACCACCGGGGUCGAAAGGGAAGAAGAGUUCGAUUGCGUGGUUUUGGCGAGUGGGAGGUGCAAUACCCCGAGCAUACCGUUCGUGAAAGGGCUGUGGGAUUUCCAAGGCACCGUGAUGCACUCGGCAUGGUGGCGAUCCCCCGUUCCCUUCGCAGGGCGUACAGUGUUGGUGGUGGGCAACUCGUCUUCCGGCUCAGACAUCGCGCGCGAGCUAGCAGGAUACAUCCUCCGAACCCUCCCCGAAGGCGACACUGCAACUCGCGACUACAUCGCCCGGUGCGACCGCGAUCCACCACGCAUUCUGCACUCGUAUGAAAAAUUCGACUCUCCACCGCCACUGGACUACGACCCUCGCAGCACUGAUUCUCCCGACUGGACGAAACGCAUCACCGUCGUCCCACGGAUCGACCAUAUUGAAAAAAUGCAGGGUGGGGGGAGUAGGAUCGUGUUCGAGGGUGGAGAGAUACACGAUCAUGUCGACACGAUCAUCUUUGGCACCGGCUACGCGUACGACUUUCCCUACCUCGACCAGGAAGCCGCACCAUUCGAUACACACCCGCUCAUCCCUCAGCCUCCUUCAACACCACCGCAGCAGGUGGGAGGGGAGAUGUACGAACCGCCAUUUCGGACGAGCUCCAAGCUGACGAAUCUCGACGACUGGAGCCUGUUCUACGCUGCGGACGCUUCGAUAUGCGUGCUGGGCGCACCGAUCCGUAUCGUACCCAUGCCGCUCACACAUGUCCAGGCGCGUAUCGUCGCCGCUGCCUGGUCCGGCCACAUCGAUCCACACCCCCACUCGGCACUUCCCAGUCUAGACCCCAGCAUCCCUUCGACCGAUCCGGAGAGGUGGACGUCAAGAUCACCCGCACCCAAGCAGGGUGCGAACUCAACCACCGACUUGGGAUAUCCCUCCGACACGGCGUAUCAAAACGCCCUACUCGCCCUCCUGCCAAAACACCUCGCCUUUCAAGGCGAUGAUGAGGAAACCCAGGUUCCCGAGACACGAAGCAACGAACCUGUGCUGGCCAAAAGCGAGGGCUGGUCCACCAUGCCCACGUUCCGAAACCAGCGUCGACAGGAUACCAAACGCCUCCGUCGUCUCCUCCUCGGCUACUAG